Messenger RNA from Hevea brasiliensis (rubber tree), 1553 nucleotides. RefSeq names its product mitogen-activated protein kinase homolog NTF6. The coding region runs from base 97 to 1212 and encodes 371 amino acids. Gene Ontology annotation, biological process: intracellular signal transduction; protein phosphorylation. Gene Ontology annotation, cellular component: nucleus; cytoplasm. The record is from RefSeq and is a predicted model, not a curated record. The transcript has 6 exons. Gene Ontology annotation, molecular function: MAP kinase activity; ATP binding. NCBI's taxonomy places the organism in Eukaryota, Viridiplantae, Streptophyta, Magnoliopsida, Malpighiales, Euphorbiaceae.
GCUCUUUGCUCUGCUUUUCUCACUUGCUAAGAAUAUACACACACCUGCUUUAGCUUCUUCUCCCCUGUAUCUUCAAACACAGAAAAAGAGACAGAGAUGGAGAAUGAAUCUAUGGUGAUAGAAGAAAGAGGAAUCCCAUCCAACGGUGGGAGAUACUUGCAGUAUAACAUAUUGGGUAAUCUUUUCGAAGUCACCUCCAAGUAUGUUCCUCCCAUACAACCAGUGGGUCGUGGCGCAUAUGGCAUCGUUUGUUGUGCCAGAAAUGCUGAGACAAAAGAAGAUGUUGCCAUUAAGAAGAUUGGGAAUGCAUUUGACAACGGGAUAGAUGCUAAGAGAACACUUCGAGAGAUCAAACUCCUUUGCCAUAUGGAUCAUGAGAAUAUUAUAAAAAUCAAGGAUAUAAUACCACCACCAGAGAGGGAAACAUUCAAUGAUGUGUAUGUCGUAUAUGAAUUGAUGGAUACUGAUCUCCAUCAGAUAAUACAGUCUAGCCAGGCCCUGACUGAUGAUCACUGUCAGUAUUUCUUGUAUCAAUUGUUGCGGGGACUGAAGUACAUACACUCUGCAAAUGUUUUGCACCGCGAUCUGAAACCAAGCAACCUUCUUCUGAAUGCAAAUUGUGAUCUUAAGAUUUGUGACUUUGGGCUUGCAAGAACCACCUCGGAGACAGAUUUCAUGACUGAAUAUGUAGUAACCAGAUGGUAUCGAGCCCCAGAAUUGCUGCUUAACUGUUCAGAAUACACUGCAGCUAUUGAUAUUUGGUCAGUUGGCUGCAUUUUCAUGGAAAUUAUUAGAAGGGAGCCUCUUUUCCCUGGCAAAGACUAUGUUCAGCAAUUGGGGCUUAUAACUGAGUUGCUAGGUUCACCAGAUGAUUCAGAUCUUGGAUUCCUUCGAAGUGAUAAUGCUCGGAGAUAUGUCAAGCAGCUUCCACGUGUCCCCAAGAGACCUUUUGCACAGAAGUUUCCAGAUGUGUCAGCAGUGGCUCUUGAUCUUGCAGAGAGAAUGCUAGUGUUUGAUCCAUGCAAACGCAUAACUGUUGAGGAGGCAUUGAAUCAUCCAUAUUUAUCAAGUCUUCAUGAAAUCAACGAAGAGCCUACUUGCCCAUCUCCUUUUAUUUUUGAUUUUGAGCAAAUUUCGUUAAAUGAAGAAGAUAUAAAGGAGCUCAUAUGGGCAGAGUCUAUGAACUUCAACCCAGAUGUCAUGCUUGAGUAAUAUCACCAACAUUUAUAUAAUUUUUUGCCCAUUGUUUGGUUGAUUGGUAUCCAUAUCAGAAGUGUGAUGAAAUUCUCUGUAGCCAGAGAAAUUAGGGAGAUAGGUUCUCCCUUCCCAUAUUGUCAGGGUAGAAUGGCAGUUUGUGCAUGGUUUUAAUAUUGAGGAUUCUUGGAUUCAGUCUUUUGGAGAAUCCAGCACCCAAUAAUUUUGGUAUGCAUCAACAAGGCUAUAUAUUCACCUAGCCUCUAUAUGUUUUUGGCUGUGGUUGGUUUGUAUAUUGUAUACUAAAUUCUAUCAAACAUGGAAGAAAAAUGAAAAGAAAGGAAACUGUUCUGAAGUAA